Molecule: messenger RNA, 5905 nt
Organism: Leguminivora glycinivorella
Lineage: Eukaryota; Metazoa; Arthropoda; Insecta; Lepidoptera; Tortricidae
Gene: cac
Product: voltage-dependent calcium channel type A subunit alpha-1
Exons: 38
Coding region: 130-5250 (1706 amino acids)
Biological process (GO): chemical synaptic transmission; calcium ion import across plasma membrane
Cellular component (GO): voltage-gated calcium channel complex; membrane
Molecular function (GO): high voltage-gated calcium channel activity; calcium ion binding
Source: RefSeq, a predicted model, not a curated record
ACGCUGCAGCCGAACAUCGCGCCGGAUGUCGACUUCAGAACCUUGCGUGCCAUUAGGGUGCUGAGGCCCCUUAAAUUAGUAUCGGGCGUCCCUAGUCUGCAAGUGGUGUUGAAGUCUAUCAUCAAGGCAAUGGCGCCACUGCUGCAGAUCGGAUUACUGGUGCUGUUUGCGAUCGUUAUAUUCGCCAUCAUCGGCCUCGAGUUCUAUUCCGGGGCACUUCAUAAGACUUGUUAUAAUUUAGAAGAUAUUAAUGAAAUAAUGAAUGAGGGCGACAGUGCCACGCCGUGCAACGCAGACAACAAGAGCUUGGCGCCGUUGGGGGCCAACGUUUGCGAAUACGAUAAGAGCACGUGCUUAGAGAAGUGGGAGGGACCCAACAAGGGCAUCACGUCGUUUGAUAACAUCGGCUUCGCUAUGCUCACCGUCUUCCAGUGUAUCACGAUGGAGGGCUGGACUGCCAUCCUCUAUUGGACGAACGACGCUUUAGGCAGUGCAUUCAAUUGGAUUUAUUUUGUGCCUCUAAUAGUAUUGGGUUCAUUCUUUAUGCUCAACUUAGUUCUCGGUGUUCUUAGCGGAGAGUUCGCUAAAGAAAGAGAGAAAGUAGAAAAUAGGCAAGAAUUUCUUAAAUUAAGAAGACAACAGCAACUAGAAAAAGAACUCAAUGGUUAUGUUGAGUGGAUAUGUAAAGCCGAGGAAGUAAUUUUAGCUGAAGAAAGAACCACCGAGGAGGAGAAAAUGCACAUAAUAGAAGCGAGGAGAAAAGCAGCGGCCAAAAAGAAGUUAAAAAACCUCGGAAAAAGUAAAAGCACCGACACUGAAGAGGAGGAGCAGGACGAGGAGUGCGGUGACGACGUUCCAAAGAAAAAGCAAGGUUUUUUGAAGAGCAAGACGCGUUCGGUGGGCAAGUGUGCAGACUUCUGGCGGGCGGAAAAGAGAUUUCGUUUUUGGAUCCGGCACACGGUGAAGACGCAAUGGUUCUACUGGUUCGUCAUUGUGCUGGUGUUGUUCAACACGAUAUGUGUCGCCGUAGAGCAUUAUAAACAACCUAAAUGGCUAACCUCAUUUUUAUAUUAUGCCGAAUUUGUGUUCUUGGGUCUUUUUAUGAUGGAGAUGUGGGUGAAGAUGUAUGCUUUGGGACCGCGAAUAUACUUCGAAUCUUCUUUCAACCGGUUUGACUGCGUGGUCAUAUCGGGAUCCAUAUUCGAAGUGGUGUGGUCCGAGGUGAAGGGAGGCUCGUUUGGCCUGUCUGUGUUGAGAGCGUUAAGACUGCUGAGGAUAUUCAAGGUCACCAAAUACUGGUCAUCCCUCAGGAACCUAGUGAUAUCACUGCUGAACUCCAUGAGAUCCAUCAUCUCACUGCUGUUCCUCCUGUUCUUGUUUAUCCUCAUCUUCGCUUUGCUCGGCAUGCAGUUGUUCGGCGGCCAGUUCAACUUCGAGGAGGGAACGCCGCCGACUAACUUCAAUACCUUCCCUAUAGCGCUGCUUACUGUCUUCCAGAUUUUAACAGGUGAAGAUUGGAACGAAGUGAUGUAUCACGGCAUCGAAUCACAGGGUGGCAUUCAGAAGGGCAUGAUCUACUCUUUGUAUUUCGUUAUAUUGGUGCUUUUCGGGAACUAUACACUGCUCAACGUGUUUCUUGCCAUCGCUGUCGAUAACUUGGCUAACGCUCAGGAGUUGACGGCGGCGGAAGAGGAGCAGGUGGAGGAGGACAAGGAGAAGCAACUUGCAGAAUUGAAGAAAGAGAUGGGAGCGUUACACGCGGUGGACGGGAUACCACCCGAAGUAGAUUCCCCGUCGCCCACUACCAGGAAGAACAAAAAGAAAGAAGAGGCCAAAAAGGAGGAUGAUGACGAGGUGCCAGAUGGACCAAAACCAAUGCUGCCAUAUUCGUCCAUGUUCAUUUUGUCACCCACUAAUCCAAUUAGGAGAGGCGCACAUUGGGUUGUAAAUUUAAAAUACUUUGAUUUUUUUAUCAUGAUUGUUAUAUGUAUGAGUUCUGCGGCUUUAGCAGCUGAAGAUCCUGUAGUUGAAGAAAGCGCCUGGAAUAAAAUAUUAAAUUUAUUCGAUUACGCGUUCACCGGUGUAUUCACCGUUGAAAUGUUACUCAAGAUUGUUGAUCUGGGUAUACUAUUUCACCCGGGUGCUUAUCUUCGUGAUCUGUGGAACAUCAUGGAUGCUGCUGUCGUAAUAUGUGCCCUAGUAAGCUUCGGUUUUGAAAUCGGAGGCGUGAAAAAGGGCGCUCAGAAUCUAUCGACGAUAAAGUCGUUAAGAGUGUUGCGAGUGUUAAGACCGUUGAAAACUAUAAAACGAAUCCCUAAAUUAAAAGCAGUGUUUGACUGUGUGGUGAACUCUUUGAAAAACGUCAUAAACAUUCUCAUAGUGUACAUAUUGUUUCAAUUCAUAUUUGCUGUAAUUGCAGUACAACUUUUUAAUGGUAAAUUUUUUCACUGCAACGAUAUCAGUAAGAAUACAUUUGAAGACUGCCAAGGGUCGUAUUUCGUCUACGAGGCGAAUAGCCUGCUGCCGAAAGUAAGCAAACGGCAGUGGACGACGCAAUUCUUCCAUUACGACAACGUCGCCACUGCCAUGCUCACGCUUUUUGCGGUACAGACGGGAGAAGGGUGGCCACAGGUGUUACAAAACUCCAUGGCUGCUACAUAUGAAGAUAGGGGACCCAUACAAAACUUUCGAAUAGAAAUGUCCAUAUUUUAUAUAGUUUAUUUUGUGGUGUUUCCGUUCUUCUUUGUUAAUAUAUUCGUAGCUCUGAUAAUUAUCACAUUUCAAGAGCAAGGUGAAGCCGAAUUACAAGACGGUGAAAUUGAUAAGAAUCAGAAAUCGUGUAUAGACUUUACUAUAGAAGCGCGGCCUCUUGAAAGGUAUAUGCCAAGCAAAAGGGCGAGUUUUAAGUACAAAGUGUGGAGAAUAGUAGUCUCUACGCCUUUUGAGUACUUCAUCAUGACUCUCAUCGUACUCAACACAUUGUUACUCAUGAUGAAGUUUCACGAGGCUCCAACACUACUCAUGGACUCGUUAUCAUUAAUGAACCUCAUCUUUACGAUCUUCUUCUUUCUCGAGACCGUUAUGAAGCUGAUUGCCUUCGGAUGUCAGAAUUUUUUCAAAGAUCCAUGGAAUACAUUCGAUUUUAUAACGGUCAUUGGAAGUAUUAUUGACGCUCUCAUCAUGGAAUUGGGCGAGAACACUUUCAACGUCGGUUUCCUCCGCCUGUUUCGAGCCGCGCGACUGAUCAAGCUGCUCAGGCAGGGCUACACCAUUCGAAUACUGUUGUGGACGUUCGUGCAGAGCUUCAAAGCCUUACCCUACGUGUGCCUUCUCAUCGCGAUGCUCUUCUUUAUCUACGCCAUCAUUGGGAUGCAGGUGUUUGGCAAUAUAGACUUAGCACCCGACUCAGAUAUGAACAGACACAACAACUUUCAAAGCUUCAUUCAAGCACUCAUGCUACUAUUCAGAUGCGCAACGGGCGAGUCCUGGCCUAACAUCAUGCUGGCGUGCCUCAAGCCGGCAAAGUGCGACGAGAAGGCCGGGAAGAGUCCAAGCGAACCUUGCGGAAGCACGCUGGCUUACGCCUACUUCGUAUCGUUUAUAUUCUUCUGUUCCUUUCUUAUGUUAAAUUUAUUCGUUGCCGUCAUUAUGGAUAAUUUUGAUUACCUAACGAGGGAUUCGUCCAUCCUCGGCGCACAUCACCUUGAUGAGUUUGUUAGAAUAUGGGCAGAAUACGACCCAAAUGCCACCGGAAAGAUCCAUUUUACGGAAAUGUAUGAUAUGUUAAAAAAUAUGGAUCCUCCGUUGGGGUUUGGUAACAAGUGUCCGAAUAGGUUGGCCUAUAAGAAAUUAAUUAGAAUGAAUAUGCCGUUAGACGACGAAGGAAAGGUUAAUUUUACUACCACUCUCUUUGCGUUGAUACGGGAAAAUUUAAACAUCAAGAUGAGAUCAGCGGACGAGAUGGACCAAGCGGAUGAAGAGCUGAGGGAAACGAUCACUCACAUAUGGCCAUUGCAAGCGAAGAAAAUGUUAGAUUUGCUGGUGCCUCGAAACGAUGUACUCAAUACAGGGAAAAUGACCGUGGGCAAGAUCUACGCGGGCCUCCUCAUCCUCGAGAGCUGGAGAUCUACUAGGUUUGGCCGGAAUCCGCAGGGCGUCACGGCAUUCGGCGAGAAUAGCCCUACGGCCAAUCAGCCGAAGGCGUCCUUCUUUAACUGCCUGUUGGACGUGGCGGCGGGGCUGGGCCCGGGCUCGCGCGCCGGCUCGCUCAGCCACGAGCCGCCCGUCGCCCUGCCGGCCGCUGCCCAUCACGAGGACCACGACUCCCACACCCUCGCGGACCUCGCCCGACGGAACACCAGAAAGUCACUCAAGAACAAUAAAAAGGUGUUGGAGUUGCAAGACGUAGCUUCACACCACGCGUCUAUUGAGUCUCUGGACGAGGCGCGACUAACGGCGCCGCACACCUACCAAAACGGUCACCACGGCAGGUCUUCCAGUUUGAGACGGACGCCCAGUCCGAGGCGGCGCGGGCACUACGGGGGCUACCACCACGACAUCGGGUUCUCGGACACGGUCAGCAACGUCGUCGAGAUAGUGAAGCACGAACACCAGCGGCACGGCCGCUCGCAUCGCCCGCCACACCAUUACCAUCCACAUGGGAAGGAGUGGAGAGCGCCGCACCCAACGACCAGCCUGAGCCAGCCCUCGCGGUCGCCCAGCCCGCCACACCACACCUACGUUUGGGCUCCAAUAGGUGAGCGAGAGCGGGAAAGGGACCGCGAAUGGCGAGCCUGGCGGGACCGGUCGUGGGAGCGAGACGGGGCGCGGCGCGGCCGCGGCCGGCAGCUCCCGCCCACGCCUACCAAGCCGUCCACGCUGCAGGUCAAGCAGCAGCCACCGUUCACUCGAAUCACCCAUAGCCCCUCUCAUUUAUCAUUGAGGCAAACGGUGCGGGACCCGGUGGAGCCUUUGCACGAUGAGUACGAGUAUGGCCGAGAAGUAGAAAGACUGAUACACCGAGACUAUAGAUCUAGAGAUAGACGCGGGCGGGGCUACGAGAGCGAGCGGGGAGGGCGGUCGUACGAGCCGGUGGCGCCGCUGUCGUACGAGGCCGCGCUGGCGCUUGGGCGCGGCGGCGGCGGCGGCGGCGCGCGCGCGCUGCCCUCACCCGCGCCGCCCUCGCGCCUGCCCAACGGCUACAAGCCGCGCGCGCGCCACUCCGACUCCGACGAGGACGACUGGUGCUAGCGGCGCCGACGCGCGCGCUCCCAGAGAGACGUGCGCGCCGCCGCGGCCCCCGCGACUCACGCGCACACCUUCUGAAGCGUCGCGCCCGGCCCGACCCGCGACAACACGCCUCGAACGAUCUUGUUUUUACUCGGCGACCGUGUGUACAUAGACGACUUACGUUGCUCAGGAUUUUGGACGUCCCUCCUGGACAUGGCGGACCACCGCCGCGCCCCCUCCCGGCGGGCCUCCAUGAGUUAUAUCCAAAUUCUAGUAUUUACAAAGUUUUGGAAAAUUUAAUUUUUAAUUCGCUAAAAUUUUACUCUUUAAUUUAUAUUACGAUUUAGGUAAUCGAAGUAUGAAACAGUGCCAGACAGCUCGUUUGCGCUAGGAUUUUUACAUAAAUGAAAUUAUUAGUCUGUAUUGUAAAAGUAACUUUCUAUAUGAUAAAAUUUGCACUCGAUAAAGUCCACGUUAUCUCGCCUCGGCGGCGGCGCGCGGGGCCGGCGCCGGCGCCCGCGCCUGCGCGCCGCGCGUCUCCAUCUACAACUUAGUCGUUGGGAAACACUAGCAAUUCAUCGUCAGACAAAUUAAUACUAGUAUUGUAUAAAAUAUUUACAUAGCAAAUAAUUUUUACUUAGUUAAUAUUAUACCUAAUAAUAACAUUUUUUAUUGA